GUGUGAAAACUGUCAAAAUGACACUCUUUCUGAAAUGCAGGGAGUAUUUUCUUUACAACUUUUGUCUCAUUCUUCGUAUAUUUAUUCAUCAUCAAAUAUUGUGACAAUCAAGUACAUGCAUCCAAUUUUCAUUUAAUUUUAUGUUUCAGUUACACUUAAUUUUAUUUUGAAGUCAAACUAAACAAAAAUUACGGUUUAUUCGGUAUAUAACAUACGCUAAGCCAGCCUGGUCGCAUUUAUAGUAGUAUAACUAAAUGAUAGAAUAAAUGACAUCACAUGUAGAAACCACCAGAAACUGGUCCCAAAAAGGAAGUUGGAGCCAAUGAAAUUUAACCCUGCACGACAAACAUCUAGCCUGCAUAUAAAGCAAGCCAUUCCGUGUGAAUUAGAGAUAACCAAAUAUGAGUAUAAUCUCCGAUUUCAACGAGAAAGAAAAAGGAAAGGUUCUUGAGAACUUAACAUGUAACGUGGAGCAAAUACAAGACGAUUUGUUGAAAGAGAUACUCACACUUAACGCAGAAACAGAGUAUCUCCAAAACUUCCUCCAUGGAAGCUCUGCUAAAGAGCUUUUCAAGAAGAAGUUACCAAUAGUCACCUACGAAGAUGUUAAACCUUACAUCGACCGUGUCGUGAAUGGAGAGCCAACGAAUAUAAUAUCGGCCAUACCCAUCACAAAUUUCUUCCUAAGUUCGGGAACUUCGGGGGGUGCAAACAAAAUGAUACCAUCGAAUAACAAAUAUUUGGAAGGUUAUGCGUUCAUCAAUGAUAUUAUCAUGCACGUUAUAAACAAGCAUGCAAAAGCCGUGGAGAAAGGAAAGGGGAUGCUAUUUUUCUUAACUUACCUCGAGUCCAAAGCUCCAUGUGGCUUGCCUAUAGCGGCCGCAACAAGCUGGUACUUAAAAAGCGACUAUUUCAAGAAUCGAUCAUCUAAUUGGUAUUACACUUAUUCGAGCCCUGAUGAAGUUAUGUUAGGCAGUGACACCAAGCAAAAUCUUUAUUGCCAUUUGCUCUGUGGUCUUGUCCAAAGAGACGAGGUCGUGAGAAUCGGUUCCAUAUUCGCUUCAGGUUUGGUCCGAGCAAUCAAGGUUCUUGAAGAUUCUUGGAAGGAGCUGUGUUCGAAUAUCCAGUCAGGUAGUCUCAGCGAGUGGAUCACCGAUUCUGGCUGUCGAAACUCCGUGUUUAUGGUUCUUGGAGGUCAGCCACGUCCCGAAUUAUCAGACAAGAUUGAAACGAUAUGUAGCCAAAAGUCUUGGAAAGGUAUACUGACAAUAUUAUGGCCACAAGUCAAAUAUAUUGACGCUAUUCUUACAGGUUCUAUGGCAAAAUAUGUUCCUACAUUGAAAUAUUACUGCAGUGACCUGCCUCUUGUUUCAACACUUUACGCUUCUUCCGAGACAAUAUUCGGUUUAAAUAUCGAUCCUUUGUGUAAACCUGAAGACAUCUCUUACACGCUAAUGCCCAACCUGUCUUACUUUGAGUUCAUACCAAUGGAGGGAGACAAUGGUGAUGUUUUGGACCUCGAAGAUGUCAAACUCGGGUGUUCUUACCAAUUGUUGGUCACAAAUUUAUGGGGUUUGUAUAGAAUGAGAAUCGGAGAUGUUGUAGAGGUGACUGGCUUCCACAACAAGGCACCUCAGUUUAGGUUUGUAAGAAGAGAGAAGGUGGUGUUAAGCAUUGAUACGGACAAGACAAAUGAGGAAGACUUGUUUAAGGCGGUGAAUCGAGCAAAUCUGGUUCUUGACUCAUCAGAUCUAAUGCUUGUAGAUUUCACCAGCUAUGCUGAUAUCUCUAGUAGUCCAGGUCACUACGUGGUUUAUUGGGAAGUAAAGGCUAAAAACGAAGACAGUAAGGGCCUCAAUUUCAAUGAAAAGACAUUCUUGGAGUGUUGUUCAGCAAUGGAGGAUUCGCUUGACGAGGAAUACAAGUACGGUCGGUGUCAUGGAUCUAUAGGGCCUCUCGAGAUAGGAGUAGUGAAUGAUGGGACGUUCGAUGCUCUUAUGGACUUGUCAACCUCAAAGGCUCAAUACAAGACUCCCACAUGCAUCACAUCUGAAAAGGCCUUACAAGUAUUGGAGACAAAUGUGGUUGCUAGAUUCUCCAAUGCUCUAAGUGAAUCUCAUGUUGCUUAA
Molecule: messenger RNA, 2129 nt
Organism: Thlaspi arvense
Lineage: Eukaryota; Viridiplantae; Streptophyta; Magnoliopsida; Brassicales; Brassicaceae
Source: the annotation of a GenBank genome assembly